This is a messenger RNA of Dibothriocephalus latus, 315 nucleotides long. The record is from the annotation of a GenBank genome assembly. Lineage: Eukaryota; Metazoa; Platyhelminthes; Cestoda; Diphyllobothriidea; Diphyllobothriidae.
AUGCUUGCCACCCUUCUCAAGCUUCCACAAGUCUGGACGACGGCGGCGGCGGUGGAGUUAGCCACAGUUCGUUUUGCCUCCACGGCUGCCCCUGCGGAACGCCUCUUUAGGUCUUACUUUUACGUGCCUGGAGAUCAGGAACGCAGGAUCUCAAAAAUGCUCAAAAUCUCUAGCUCCCCAGCCACUCUGCCUGAAAGCAUACCCGACAUCCUUGUGCUGGACUGCGAAGAUGCUGUCUCUCUGGCAAAUAAGGUAGGCGCCCCACUGGAAGCCUUAAAAAUCAACCCCACUGACCCAGAAUGGCGGUGGUGGUAA